Molecule: messenger RNA, 3502 nt
Organism: Notolabrus celidotus (New Zealand spotty)
Lineage: Eukaryota; Metazoa; Chordata; Actinopteri; Labriformes; Labridae
Gene: elovl5
Product: ELOVL fatty acid elongase 5
Exons: 8
Coding region: 373-1257 (294 amino acids)
Biological process (GO): fatty acid elongation, monounsaturated fatty acid; very long-chain fatty acid biosynthetic process; sphingolipid biosynthetic process
Cellular component (GO): endoplasmic reticulum; endoplasmic reticulum membrane
Molecular function (GO): fatty acid elongase activity
Source: RefSeq, a predicted model, not a curated record
CUUCCUGAACUGAAACAGCUUCCACGUGCUUUGUUUUAACAGUGAACAGAAACUAAAAAGCUUUUAAAACCUCAGUUAUCAUAAAUCAGAGAUAAACCAACAUGUCAUGUUUUUGAUUCCGUGGUUGCACCACACCGGGUCACCUCCUGGCUGUUACCCUCCUGCAGGGCAGCGGGCCAGUCUGCGUGUUCCUCCCACUAUUUUUCCACUGAGCGACAAGGCUGCACAUUGUGCUCAGACCGGCCAACCAGACAAGGUUACGCAGACGAACGGGAGGCAGUCCUCUUCACACAGCUGCACCUCAUCACCCUCUCUACAGCUCAGUCUUUGAAGGAACGCUGGCGGGACGUUUGGGAGUCUUUUAGGUGACAAAUGGAGACCUUCAAUCAUAAACUUAACACUUAUUUAGAGACAUGGAUGGGCCCAAGAGAUCAGCGGGUGAGGGGAUGGCUGCUGCUAGACAACUACCCACCUACCUUUGCACUCACAGUCAUGUACCUUCUGAUGGUGUGGAUGGGGCCCAGGUACAUGAAAAACAAACAGCCGUAUUCCUGCAGAGGCCUCCUGGUGCUCCACAAUCUGGGCCUCACGGUCCUGUCUUUCUACAUGGUCUAUGAGCUUGUUGCUGCUGUGUGGCCCGGAGACUACAACUUCUACUGCCAGAACACUCACAGUGCACAGGAAGUGGAUAACAAGGUCAUAAAUGUACUCUGGUGGUACUACUUUUCCAAGCUCAUCGAGUUCAUGGACACUUUAUUCUUCAUACUACGCAAAAAUAAUCACCAGAUCUCAUUUCUUCAUAUCUACCAUCACGCCAGCAUGCUGAAUAUCUGGUGGUUCGUUAUGAACUGGGUUCCCUGCGGCCACACGUACUUCGGUGCCUGCUUAAACAGCUUCGUCCAUGUUGUGAUGUACUCUUACUACGGCCUCUCAGCCAUCCCAGCCAUGCGGCCAUACCUCUGGUGGAAGAAGUACAUCACACAGUUGCAGCUGACCCAGUUCUUCUUAACCAUGUCUCAGACGUUGUGUGCAUUCGUAUGGCCUUGUGAAUUCCCUAAGGGAUGGCUGUACUUCCAAAUAGGCUACGUUGUCACACUCAUUUUCUUUUUCGCAAACUUCUACCUACAGACGUACAAGAAGCAAAGUCUUUCUCUAAAGAAGGAGCACCAGAACGGCUCUCUUGCAUCAACAAACGGACAUGUGAACGGGACGGCGUCUUCAGACCACGGCGCGCACAAGAAACUGAGGAUGGAUUGACAUUUGAGGAAACCGUCACCCAGCUCUCACUGUAGCGUGUUAGCUAAUGCUGCUAAGGGGUAUAUGUAUCUCCUAUUGCAGAAUAGUCUCAUGCACUCGCUUGAGAAGAAAUAAGCCAUAGCCACAUGCAUCCAGAGACUUUCCAUGUUUUUGCACACGUUCCUACUCAUGGUAUUGAAUGGUUUAAUUAAUACAGUUAACAGAGAGGAGUAUUGUAGUAUGGUUGAAACUGCACAAUAACGCCUCCCCGCCAACCUCUCGAGGAAAUGCCCUCCAAAGCAAAAAAAAAAAAGUCUUUUGUGCCACCAGCAAACAAACACACAUUUGGACUCAUAAAACAACGCUUUUUACAGGGGGUCCAAAGAUGAAAGCUCUUGUGUGUGUCGGCAGCUGAAGGUUUCAUCAUCCUUAACAACUUAAGGGACAAAUAAAAGAGCUGAGUGCUUACUGUGGUCCUUAAUGUGUAACUAGAGCAUGCAUCUUGGGCCUGCUUGACCUUCCUCCUGCCUGUAGUGUUGCGUUAUAUAAAUCCUACCCUGUGUUACUGUAAUGUGUAUUUAUUGACAGGUUGUAACAGCAGAAGUUGGAUUUGCUGUGUGUUUGCAGAGCAGGGUCUCCAGUUUGGAAUAUGUAGCCAUCCAGCCAAAGCAUAACCAAAGCUGAAAGUACUUUGUAUACAUUCAAAAUCAGGUUAAGACACAAUGUGAAAGGGAGGGUGUGUAUUAUGAGCACAGUAUGAACUCAUUCCCUCUAACAUCCCUCAUCGUUAGAAAACUAGCCCCUCUUUAUAGUCUUGUCAUCGUCCUAAACUUCUAGAAUUUACUCAGUCAGCAUUUAAGUAUUUACGAUCUAAACUUUGUCAAAUUAUGCAUAGCUAGUAUUUAUUUAUUUUGAGGUCUUUGCAUAAACAGGGUGCCUUCUGGACCAGUUUGUUUCUACCAUUUCCAUUGUGACAAUAUGCAAGUUCAUGUUAGUCCAUAUCAGACUAAUGUGUAUCAAAUACCCUGUUGAAAUCUUGUGCCUGCUUUUAAGUUUCUGCUUUUGAAACAUCAAAUGUCCUGAACCAUAAUGGGAACAACUGUAUCCUAGCUUACGGGACAGAAACGUCAUGUUAAACUUAAAGGAAUAGUUUUGAAAUGAGUAAGACAAGAGGACUGAAAAGACUUCAUGCUGAAUUUAAAGCUGCAGCAAACUAGUUUAGCAAAACUCAAGCCAAACUAAAAGCAGGGGCAAGCUAGCUUGCCUCUGUUCACGUUUUUAUAUAAGUAUCCAAGAGAAACCUCGAGAGCCCGAUUGAGAUCAUGUUGAUUUGAUCAUGGCUAGCUGUUUCCUCUUAGUCUUAUGCUGAGAUAGCUAGCUGGUUACAGCCCCUUUACAGUUAGCAUGCUUAUAUAAAGUUGGUAUCAGUCUUGUCAUGUAACAAUCAUACAGAAAGUAGAAAAGCAUAUUUUAAAGCACAUUAAAGUUUCCUAAAACAGAAACGACUCCUCUUACUAUGUCAACGCAAAAAAAAGAAGUUGUAACUGCUAUUGUUUUUUUGGUAGAGAGAGAGAGAAGGUCGUAUUGGACUAGUUCUUCCUUCUUGUUCCUCAUUUUCUCUCCAACAGUCAGGGGCUAACAGUACAUGCUGGUAUAGAAAACCUCAACAAUGUUUGGAUUAUAAGCUCUCACGGUGCUGCACUGCAGUGCUGCACUCCCAUGCUAAUUCAGUUUAAUGAGAGACUAUGUGGCCUUGUCCACUGAAUGAGCACAACAUGUAGCAGAAAUGUAAAGGUGACCUACAUUCACAUGCUCUGCAUUAGAACAUAUUGUUAAAAUCUGAAUAAUACAUGCAAAGGUCACAUUUUCUCUGCAUGAUGAAUUUGGUCCUCCAGAAUAUCUGCUGAUAACACACAUGCAUGAAGCAUAUCUACUCAGAUAUUGGAUUGUGACUGUUUUUCCAUUUGUAUCCAGUUACAUAGAGUCCUAUUACAGUCCCCUAUGUGUACAAAGUGCUACAGGAAGCUGUGUUUAUAUAUUUAUGGGCAGGACAGGCAUUAUAUAACAUCUUAUUCAGUGGAAGGCCAAGGUAGAAUACGUGUUUAUAAACUGUUAUAAUAGAUAUAUUUUCAGAAAUCUUGGUAAAUCUGGGUUGACAUGAUGUGACUCAUGCUUUACUCGCUGUAACACAUUAAAUACAAACUGAGAAUGUAAAGCUACUUGUUUACAAAAUCUUGUUUUUCUUCCAUAAAAAUGAUGAAGGCUG